GUUAACCCCUUCAAGCCCUACCAGGUGCUAACCACAUGACUGUACAACAGUAACAGGAUAAUGUGGCAGCGUUGUGUAGGCAGGGUUCUCUGGUUGUGCCACUCCGGACUGAGGUGCAGGCUGCCAGUGCUCGCUGCUGGAUUCCAAUGUCAGACCCAGUUGCAGCAUUUUGUGUCUUGUACAAAGAAUCCAGGGGUUGAUGAAUCACAGGAUGGAGAGGUUGUUAGUGAUGACAGCAGGGGUCAAGGAGAUGCCAUUGGUGAAAGUAGCAAGCAACCCACAGCGAUGCCCAUUAGGAGAAAGAGGGCCUGGGGGACAUCCCUGUCUCCAUUACACAGGAUAAGUCAGAUGAUCCCUUCUGAGUUUGUAUCAGAAGACAUCAAGGAUCUUAGAGGUCCAGAAGUUAACUUACCUGAGACUGUAAAUGAGUCUACAUCACAUGGUCCUCAUACCCUACAGUGGGACAGUUCUGGAUCUAAACAACCCCCUGAGAAGGAACAUGCAGUGUCCCAGAGCACACCGUUUAUACCAGGAGACCUGGUCGUAUCUGAAUUUAAAAGGCGGCAUUACUCAAUGUUUAGGAAAAUGUUCCUUCUAAAAGACUCUGGAAAACUUAUGAGCAACUGGGGUGUCAUAAACUACAGUGAGAUCUUAGGAAAGUUCCCUGGACAAAAAAUCAGAACUUCACAGGGGUUUGAGUUCCUUCUCAAAAGACCCUCUUUAGAUGAUUAUAUCUUGCUGAUGAAGAGAGGACCUACUAUCUCCUACCCAAAGGAUAUUACAGCAAUGAUGAUGAUGAUGGAUGUCAGCCCUGGGGACGUCAUUUUAGAAGCUGGGUCUGGAUCAGGAGGAAUGAGUUUAUUCUUAUCUCGUUCAGUUGGCCCAAAUGGAUGUAUCUACAGCUUUGAAAUACGGAAAGACCAUCACUCAAUAGCAACGAAAAAUUUCUGGAAAUGGAAAAAUGCAUGGGAUAUACAGCACCAGAACCCUUGGCCAGAGAAUGUUUACUUUAUCAACAAGGAUAUAUCAGAUGGUUUAGCUGAAAUAAAGUCUGUUUCAUUUGAUGCUGUUGCUUUGGACAUGUUGAACCCACAGGUCGCCCUGCCUGCAAUACUACCAAAUCUUAAGCAGGGGGCAGUGUGUGCUACAUAUCUAGCAAAUAUCACACAGGUUAUUGACCUUCUAGAAGGAAUACGUUCUUGUCAGCUUCCCUUUGUAUGUGAAAAGAUAAUGGAAAUUUCUGUAAAGGAGUGGAUAGUUGCACCGUCUUUCCGGAAGGAUGGCAGCAUAUCACAAAGGGUGAAACCGAAAUGGGAAGUAGUAUCUGAGGCUGAGAACCUGGAACAAAAUGAAGAUUUUGAAAAUUGUAUGGAGGAUGAACCUAUUUCAGCUGAAGUCAAACCUUUUGGACAUAUUCCAUAUAUUGCUCGACCCAUGCCAUGGCAAGCUGGUCAUACAGCUUUUCUUGUACAACUGAGGAAAAUCAAGCCAGCACCAAAACAUACAGCACCUGAAGAAAUCUGUUAAUGUUAACCAAUAAAACUUUUUUAUAUAACAUUCUCUUUUGCUUAAAUAUACAUAAUAUACAUUUUAAAUUAUGAAGUAUAAAACCACUGCAGACACAUUUAUUUAUGUUACUCAACUAAUAUUUAGAUAAAGCUAAAUGUAGUCAUACCUAUUUGCAGAAUUAUUCUUCACUGCUUGUGAACCACUCCAUAGACUUGUCUUGGUUUGGACAUUUCUUUGUCUCUGUACUUUUUUGGCUGUCUGCAAAGGGAAAAUAGAGCAAAUGCUGAUCUAUAUAAGUCCAAAAAAUGCAUAUUUAUCUGUGUACAGAUUAUUUGUGGAGCAUUAAAACCAAAAAUAGUAUUCUGAAGUAUUGAAAAGGUCCUUUUAAUCUAUGCACAGACAAUAUGUCAAAUUCUGUGAGAACUUUGUUUUCCCUCUCAGUAAAUUACUUCUGGCAUUCAUUUAAAGUGAUAUUACACACCUAUGAAAAAAGGCAUUAUUUUUUGGUAUGGAAAAAGGUUAAUAAAAAGUUAUUUAACUUUAAAA
Molecule: messenger RNA, 2055 nt
Organism: Bombina bombina (fire-bellied toad)
Lineage: Eukaryota; Metazoa; Chordata; Amphibia; Anura; Bombinatoridae
Gene: TRMT61B
Product: tRNA methyltransferase 61B
Exons: 7
Coding region: 61-1527 (488 amino acids)
Biological process (GO): tRNA methylation
Cellular component (GO): tRNA (m1A) methyltransferase complex
Source: RefSeq, a predicted model, not a curated record